AUGGGGCCGGCCCAAAUCGUCGACUCGGACACGGGCACCGCCUCCGACUCGGCCACGACACACGAGUCCACGAACGACUUAUCAAACCGCCAGACGGCCCCGACUCAGGUCUCAAACACCACGCGCUUCCAGCUUCCUCCACCAAAAACUCGCAUUUUUCCUGGAUCGCUCGCCGCCGCCGCCGCGAUGGAAAAGGAGAAGAAGCUCUCGUUCUCCAUCUCCUCCUCGAAGCAGCGGCCGCCCAAGCCUCCCGCACGCCCUGCGGCCGCCGCGUACGACGAUGACGCUGACCUCCGUUCCGCGCCCGCUCCGGCCCAGCAGUAUGUUACAGAGUUCGAUCCGUCCCAAACCCUAGCUGCCUCCGCCGCGGCGCGCGCCGUCAUCGCGCCGCUCCCCAACUCCGGCAACUUCCUCACCCACCGCCCCCGCAAACCGUCCUCGCUCCCCACCCCUGAGGAGGAGGCCGCCCUCGCCGCGGAAUCCGGUGGCGGGGGCCCCGCCUUCGUCCUCGACACCUCGACCGCCCCCGACGACCCGUCAUCGAAAAUCGGCUACGGCCUCACUCGCCGCAACGGCCCCACCGACGCUGCUGCUGCUGCUGCCAAGGAAUCGGAGAAGGCGCCACCACCGCCACCGCCUUCGGGCACUGCUGAUGCUGCCGCCGCCGGCAACCUCAUGCUGCAGCGGUACAAGGAGGAUAUGGACGUCCUUCCGGAGCACCGUGGCAUGGACGAGUUCAAUGAGGUACCCGUGGAGGGAUUCGGCGCGGCGCUCCUUGCUGGAUACGGCUGGACGGAAGGUAAGGGCAUUGGUAGGAACAAUAAGAUAGGGGAUACCAAAGUUGUUGAAUACGACCGCCGUGCUGGCACACAGGGGUUAGGCUACAACCCCUCUGAAGCAGACCCUCGGAAGACUCGUUCUGGCGACUGGAUUGUUGGCGAGAAGAAGGCGUCAGAGAACGGGAGUGCGAAGAGGAGAGAUCGAGACAGUAGAAAUAGGAUGGAAGAGAGGGAUUCUAGUGCUCGGAAGAAGAGAUCUAGUGAGCAAAGGUCUGAGAAAGAGGGCCGUGAAAAGGUGAGGAAUGGCCGGGGUAGCGGAGAAGGCACAAGUAAUGCAAGCGAUACUCGUAGCAAUGUAAGCAAUGUACGGUGGUUGCAGAGCCAUAUCAGGGUUCGGAUUGUUAGUCAGAAACUAAGCAAGAGGCUGUACUUGAUGAAGGGUAAGGUUGUCGAUGUGGUGGGGCCUACAACAUGUGACAUCAUGAUGGAUGAUGGGUCAGAGUUGGUGCAGGGGGUGGAGCAGGAUAUGCUCGAAACUGUACUUCCACGGACGAACGGGCGGGUGCUUGUGCUUUAUGGGAAGCACAAGGGUUUAUAUGGGCACCUGGUAGAGAAGAAUUCCGAAGAAGAGAUCGGAUUGGUGGAGGAUGCAGAUACAAAGGAUAUUGUACGUGUUAGAUAUGACCAGAUGGCAGAAUACACUGGUGAUCCAGAGUUGCUUGGCUACUGA
This is a messenger RNA of Miscanthus lutarioriparius, 1509 nucleotides long. Lineage: Eukaryota; Viridiplantae; Streptophyta; Magnoliopsida; Poales; Poaceae. The record is from the annotation of a GenBank genome assembly.